This is a messenger RNA of Aspergillus calidoustus, 1002 nucleotides long. NCBI's taxonomy places the organism in Eukaryota, Fungi, Ascomycota, Eurotiomycetes, Eurotiales, Aspergillaceae. The record is from the annotation of a GenBank genome assembly.
AUGCCAAGACCCCCAGGAACCGCCCCAGACUCCCAGUCGCACCUGGCACGCUCCGAGAUCGUUGGACAUGUUCGGGCUUUAUCGAAUAAUAUUCGGCUGCUGGUCAUGGCGUUGAUACUACCAUUGUGGCCCUCUAAGAGGAUAAAGUGUAUUUGUCAUGUGCAGCAGAUCCUACAAAAAAGGCUUUCCUCGUCUAAACGGUGGCAGGCGCGCCAGCUCAAUGAUCAUUUUACUCGUGAAGCAGCAGUGCAAGGCCUCAAAAGCCGGGCUGCAUUCAAGCUUCUGCAGAUAGAUGAGAAAUAUCGCCUCUUUAGAAAGGGCCAAACCGUGGUCGAUCUCGGAUAUGCUCCAGGAUCCUGGUCUCAAGUAGCCAUGACGCGAACCCAGCCCAAUGGCAGAGUCCUCGGUGUCGAUAUAAUUCCAAGCCAGCCGCCAAAAGGUGUGUCCACUAUACAAGGGAACUUCCUGGACCCUGAAGUGCAAGCUUAUGUCCGGGAUUUCGUGCGUGAUCCUCGGAGGGGUCGACUUCGGUAUAUCGACAACCGAGAAGGGAUUGUGGAGUCUAUAGUGGACGCAAACUCUUCCGGUGAUCUACAUCUCACUGAUGAUAUCAGUAAUGAAAGAACGGUGGAUGUAGUUCUUAGUGAUAUGUCUGCUCCCUGGACUCAAACCGCUGGAUUUUGGAAGAGAAGUCUAAGUAAUCCCUACAACAGGAUGAUGAACACCAGCGGAAUGGCUUUCAGAGACCACGCUGGCAGUAUGGACCUAUGCCGUGCCGCUUUAGAGUUCAGCUACGAGGUUCUCAAGAACGGUGGUCAUUUCGUCUGCAAAUUCUACCAGGGAGCUGAGGACAAGGAUUUGGAGAAGCAACUAAAAUUAUUGUUUCACAAAGUACACAGAAUCAAGCCAGAGUCGUCGCGCAGCGAAUCAAAGGAAGCCUUCUUCAUUGGCCUCGACCGUAAACCGCGGGCAACAAAGGAAGAAGUCUUUGCGUCCCCUUAG